CUUUCUAGGGAGGAGUUUCGGGAACAGUGGAACUGACAUAAUAUUGUAGCUGGAUAAAAGUUCGAGUUUGUAUAUUAACUGUAGUCAUUAUGGAUUGACACAUUUUUACACCACAUAUGUUUUUAUUAAAUAAUUUUGUUUAAUGUUGUCAUUUAUGAAGAAACAUUUGUAACACAUUCACAGCAGGAAUCAGGGAAAGCAUGUAGUCGGCCAGCACUUUACGGAAACAGUCAGCGACGCAUUGCCAGUAGGGUCUACUCAAUCGUAAAACAUUAUCUUGCCGAAGACCUAUGAAGUGUAGCCUACUUUAUCUAACUAAGAUACGGUUCAUGAUUCUUAUUUUUUUUCAAGCAUGGGCGAUGGCAGCGUCAUACCCAAAAUUGGUCAUAUGAAAGCGCUGCUAGGAAUUAUGGCUGGAGCAGGAGCCUCGUACGGGAUCUAUAAACUUAUCAGUGGAGGAAGCUUCAACAAGACUAGAAACAAAAAAAGUGCCUCCAGUGAAAGUCGUGGCCUGAAGAGUACCGAAACAGGUGAUAUCGUCCUCCACCCUGGAAGCCUUUUAGCCAAGGUUUCGGGAUUGGAGGUUGUUCGUGCACACAGAGCUCAAUGUCGGACGGUGGACCGGGCAUCAACCGAAUCUACAGGCGACAUUGUGUCCAAGUCCUCCGGAAGCUUGGAACCUCAACACCUGGAGAUGCUACUGUCUCUCCUUCAGAACAACCACCCAUCUGACAGGGCUGAGAUCCUCCUCACCUUGGGAAACACUGCUGCCUUCACCGUCAACCAGGAUCUGAUGCGAGAGUUAGGGGCCCUUCAUGUCAUUGCUGGCUUCCUGUCUGACCCUGUGCCAGAGGUCAGAGUUCAGACUCUAAAUGCCUUGAACAACCUGAGCAUGAAUAUCAGGAACCAGGAGCUAAUCAAGGUGUACGUGCCCCAAGUUCUGGAGCUGAUCGAGAUGUCCCCGGUGAACUCUGACCUCCAGCUCGCUGCUCUCAGGUUGCUGACUAACCUGUCCGUCACUGACGAGCACCAGCACCUGCUCUGUGGCUCGGUCACCCUCCUCCUCUCUUUGUUAGUCGUCAGCAAUGAAGUGUUACAGAUCCAAGUUUUAAAAGUACUUGUGAAUGUGUCCUCAAAUCCUGACAUGAUGGAUGACAUUGUUGAAGCCCAGGCUCCUGCCUCGGUUGUGCUGCUGUUUGACGGGCGAACCAGUCCAGCUGUCCUCCUGAGGCUGCUGACCUUCGCUGGGAACCUGAAGGCCUGGAGACCCUCGGCACUGGUGGCGGAAGACCUGAGGAGGAGGCAGGACUCCCUGUACCGGGUCCUGCUGGACCAGUCCUCUCAGCUCCACAGCAGGCUGGUCCAGCUGCUCUCUCACCCUGACGAGGAGGUCCGGGCCCAGGUGGCACGCAUCCUCACAUGACCCCCUCCUCCUCCUACAGGAGCAUCCUCACAUAACCCCCUCCUCCUCCUACAGGAGCAUCCUCACAUAACCCCCCCCCCCCCCUCCUCCUCCAAGCUCCUUCAAGGUGUUCUCAGCUCCCAUCUGUCAUUCACAACAGCCUUGCCCCAAACCCUUCAUCUCCAACUUCCAGUCGUCACAGACCUGCGGAAAACAGUGGAAGUAUCUCUGCUUCUCCCAGUGAAGUGGUAAUGAUCAUCCAGGAGGAUGAUCAUGGGAGGAAGUGCACAGACCCAAAGAGGUACAGAGACCGAAACCACCUCUCCUUCCUUCCUCACUCGAUCCCUCCUCCCUCCCUCGCUUGCUCCCUUCCUCUCUCCCUCACUCCCUCCUUCCUUGCUCGAUCCUUCACUCCCUUCCUCACUCCUUCUUCACUCCCUUCUCCCUCCUCGCAACCUACCCCAUCUCUCACGAGUGCUAAGCCUCUGUUGAAAGACACAGCACUCAUGCAAGCAGCACAUUUCCACUCAGUGUCCUUCAGCCUCUUGAAAACUUGAUGUCUGCCUAUUCAGUGAGAAUAGUAUGAUUCCAAAGCCACUGCCAAAACAUGUCAGUACCUCCAACCCCUGAACUGGCCACCUAUCUCUCUGGUGAGAGCUGUGUUCAGCUGAUGUAGUAGCUGUUGGAGGGUGCCUGAUUCACACACUUGCAUGUCUGGAUGACAGCAAUACAGACAAGGACAAGGCACAGCUCAAAUACUAGAAAACUGCAAAGUGUAAUUGAUUUAGACAUGGAAUGUUCUGUAUGUCCAAAUUAAAUUGGGGUCCUUUUUUAAGUAGCAUGAUUAAAUGGUGAUGAGGAACUAGCUGUACUUGUGUACCAGGCUUCAGGCAGGCUAGCUGCCAUCGUCCCGAGGCCUAACUGGGGUGUGAGCUACAGAUCCAGGCAGCACAGGACCUGUGGAGCCACCCACCAGAUGGAUCACUUCCAGAAGCUCCACCCACCAGAUGGAUCACUUCCAGAAGCUUCCAUCUGUUGGACACCUCAAUGAAAGUUUGGCUUGAUUAGGGAAAGGUCUACACAGAUGCUGCACAGUUUUGACGUUCAUACCCAAAUGCAGCUGUUCUCUCUCUCUGGAAGCACAGAUGGCAGAAAGGCUGAUGUGUCAUGUUCUCUGACUAAAAUAAAAACAUCCCUCUUGUGCAGCUUGUAUACCCACUACUGCUGUAGAUAUAUUUAUUUUGAUGGAACUCUUUGUGAUGGUGUUGCCCUAUGGAUUCACAUAUGGGGAUUGUAUGUUAAAUGUGUGCUUUAUAGGUUUGAAUGAAUAAAUCUGUUUUAUUUGAA
Molecule: messenger RNA, 2749 nt
Organism: Hypomesus transpacificus
Lineage: Eukaryota; Metazoa; Chordata; Actinopteri; Osmeriformes; Osmeridae
Gene: armc10
Product: armadillo repeat containing 10
Exons: 6
Coding region: 353-1423 (356 amino acids)
Cellular component (GO): mitochondrion
Source: RefSeq, a predicted model, not a curated record